Molecule: messenger RNA, 1170 nt
Organism: Onthophagus taurus
Lineage: Eukaryota; Metazoa; Arthropoda; Insecta; Coleoptera; Scarabaeidae
Source: RefSeq, a predicted model, not a curated record
GUUCCAAAACCUCAGUAGUAGUUAAAAAUUGUAAUAAUGCGGGUGAUUUUUAAUGUUUUUCUUCUUACAGUAUUAAUUCUUUUUGAAAAAUUGCAUGAAAGUGAAGCAAUCCAAUGUGUUGAUCAUGAUAAUCAACCAAUUGAUUGGUUCUUUCUAUACAAAAUCCCUCACAUCAAAAAGAACAAAGAAAAUAAAUUAAUUAACGGAGGAGUUGCUUAUGUAUAUAUAACAUCAACUUCAACAAACACUUGGAAAUUAUCUAAUUACCCAAUUACUUCAUUUCGAUCAAUAGUAGGACAAACUUUACAACCCUUAUAUGAUGGAAAUAUAACAAACACAUUAUACAUUUUAUACAACGAUCAACCACCAGGAACUAACCCAAAUUCAAAUCGUGGACACACAAAAGGGGUUGUGCUAGGUAAUAAAGAAGGUGGAUUAUGGUUGAUUCAUUCAGUACCAAGAUUUCCACCUCCAAAUCCGAUUUAUUCUUACCCUCAAACUGGAACAAUAUAUGGACAAAGUUUUUUAUGUAUAUCCCUAAAUUCAAAAGGUCUAAAUGAAAUAGGCACUCAAUUAUUAUAUAAUGAGCCUCAUAUCUAUGCUAAAAAUAUCCCUUCAGAUUAUUUAAUGACUUAUCCUCUUUUAAAUGAUGUAAUUAAUAAUGUGCCUAUUGCAAAUCCACCUUGGUAUAAUUUAAAGAAUAUAACAUCAAUAGAUGGAACAGUUUUUACAUCAUUUGCAAAAACCAGGAAUUUUGGGAAAGAACUUUAUGAGGACUGGGUAGCACCCACGUUGUUGAGUAAUUUAUGGGUGGAAUCUUGGUUAUUAGGACCAGGAAAAAUUAAUUCAACCUGUACAAGAACUUUUAGUGUCUUUAAUAUAAAAUCGAUUAAUAUUACUAGUGCAAAUGUAGUCUUUGAUUCAGCUUUAGAUCAUUCGAAAUGGGCCAUAACUAGUAAUGAUCAAUACAAUUGGAUUUGUGUCGGAGAUAUUAACAGGGAAAAUUCUCAAUCUAAAAGAGGAGGAGGAACAGUAUGUUUAUUAAACAAAUUAAUCGCAACUUCUUAUAAAUCAACAGUAAAUUCAACACAACCAUGUUGAGGUUAUGUCAAAAAUUUGACAGAUUUAGGUUAGGAUUUUUUUACAUAAUAAAAUUUUGUUAAAUCUUAA